This is a messenger RNA of Exophiala spinifera, 1089 nucleotides long. RefSeq lists its product as uncharacterized. NCBI's taxonomy places the organism in Eukaryota, Fungi, Ascomycota, Eurotiomycetes, Chaetothyriales, Herpotrichiellaceae. The transcript has a single exon. The coding region runs from base 1 to 1089 and encodes 362 amino acids. The record is from RefSeq and is a predicted model, not a curated record.
AUGGCCAACGAUCUACUAUACAUGCACAAUGGAACAGCAUCCGGCAAAAACACAAAGCACGGUGAAGUAUAUCGCCGCGGAUGGGUCGUUCAAGAAUUAGUUCUGGCCCCGAGAAUUAUACAUUUUGGCGAAACUCAGUUAGUCUGGGAGUGUAACGAACUCACAGCUUCCGAAACAUACCCGUAUGGCUGGCCAUCGGUCGCGGGGUCAAAGCUUUCGCUUGAUCCAAGCUGUCUCCAAUGGGAACUUGUGAGAUCGCCAAUUUCUGAAUCUAAAGGAUACCACAUCUGGCAGAAGGUUGUGGAGAAAUAUUCAAAGUGCGACCUGACCAGAGAAGACGAAGAUAAGCUCGUGGCUAUCUCAGGUCUGGCGAAGAAUCUGGGGCCCCCCGAAGAGUAUUUGGCCGGACUCUGGAAACAUGACCUCUCGUAUCAACUAUUAUGGAAGACAAUCUCCACGGAGUCGAGGAGAAACAACUCCGGUGCGCCUACCUGGUCGUGGGCUUCAAUCAGUGGGCCCAUAGAGUACCGCGUUCGAUGGGCUGUUAACCAAGCAGACGAGGAAAUUCUCGUAAGCGUUGUCGAUGCUGCUACGAUCUUGAAGACUGCAGACCCGACUGGCUCUGUUCGUCGAGGUUUUGUUGAGAUCCAUGGCCCGUUGGCCAAGGUGGAGAUCCAAACGAUUCAACCCGAUGAGCGACCUCCAAGUCAUCUGAUCAACGGUAACCCUGGGGUCGUCAAGUGGGAUAUUGGCCAAUGGAACAGAUUGGACUGGACCAAGGGUCACCCCUCUGAGGUCGCGAAUACUUUCUGGGCAAUGCCAAUUGAGAUCAAGCAGGCCCACUCCUGCCUGGUCAGUGGAUUGGUGCUAGAAGCAAUACCUGGAAAGCCAGCCCUGCGGCGUGUUGGCUUCUUUUCCAUUUCCAACGUCUUCCGUCCAAGAGGAUUUUAUAUGUUUCUGGCAAUGCUUUGCCAUGCUGACUACAUGCCCGACGACAAAAUCUUUGCGGCAGGGUUCUGCGACGAACUGAAGCAGGCACCGGCAAUCAAGCGAUACAGGUUUUUAACCUACAGCUUCUUGAUACUUUGA